This is a messenger RNA of Rhizophagus irregularis DAOM 181602=DAOM 197198, 1118 nucleotides long. RefSeq lists its product as uncharacterized. The record is from RefSeq and is a predicted model, not a curated record. NCBI's taxonomy places the organism in Eukaryota, Fungi, Glomeromycota, Glomeromycetes, Glomerales, Glomeraceae.
AUUCUUUUAUCACGCUUCCAGCUGAGAUUGGUAGUUUUGAACAACUUUGCAAUUUACUUAAGGAAGAUAUUUCCUUUACAGUGUUCAAAAACACAAAUGAAAGAAUGUUACAAUCAUUAAAAUAUACUCCUGAUAGAAAGGGUGGUAAUACAUCACGAUUUAUUUCAAAUUUUCGCAAAUUAUGUUAUAAUGCUGAAAUAAAUGACGUAGAAAAACAAAAGGAAUAUCUCUAUAAAUCACUCCCAGUGGAUUAUUUAGAUCGUGUUUCAAAUGAAUUUCAUAAGAAAAUGAAAAAUGUGAAUUCAAUCAAUGAAUUAAUUAAAAAAUUCGAAGAUAUUAUUGUUGAUGAAGAAAAUUUAAUUACAAAUGAAUCUGUUGUAGCAUUAAAACAUGUUGUUACGGGAAAAUAUUUAAGUUCGAAUAAAGACUUGAAUUAUACGACCGGAAGCAAAUCUCAAUUGGUUUUUGCAGUUAGUUCAGAUCUUGAUCCAAGUUCUUUAUGGAAAAUUAAUUUUAAUAAGGAAUUAAGUACCUACACCAAUGGUUUUAUAACUUUACAACAUGUCAAAUCCAAAAUGUUCCUUGGAAUAGAUUAUGGAAAGAAUGAAUAUAAUGGAAGUUUUCAUUAUACACAGUAUUACGAUCACAAAUCACCGUCAACUAAUCACACAGAAGUGAAUUGUAAUGAUAUAAACUAUCAUAGAUAUUGGGUUAAGGAUUGGGAGUUUAAUCAUGCUAAAGUAAGAGACAAUCAGGGCUUUUUAAAAUCAAAUGAUAUUAUUAAUCUACGCAUUAAGAAAUCCCAUGAUAUUAAUGGUAAUUAUUGUCAAAAUGGUCAAUAUGAAUUUUUACGUAGUCAUGAUAUUCAAUUUACUAUUGGAAACAAUAUUUUUCAAGAAGUUGUUUGCCAUAACAAAAGAUUGGGAGGAAUUGAUGAAUGGCGUAUUGAGCUUUUUAAACACUUUAUUUGAUAGAUAAUUGUGUUGAUUGGUUUUUUAUUGAGAUAUAAAUUUAAUUUCAAUUUUAUACAUAUUUAAAAUUCGUUAUUAAUUCAUGAAAAUGGGUUUAAAAGUUUCCAAGUGGCCAUCACACAUGUCACCUGAUAAUUCUUUAUUUUU